AUGAAACUAUUUUCGACGCUGCUGUUAGUGGUGGCCUGGCUGGCAUUGGCGAGGGCCGCUGAGGAUGUGCCAAUGGAUCACAAGACGAUUAAUGAAAAGCAACUCAAAAUAUUACGGAAUUCUUUGGACACCAAUUAUCGACCCUGUGACGAUUUCUAUUCCUAUGCAUGUCAAAAUUGGUCUGCUCAGCACCAAGGAGCUGGAUAUUAUUACAGCGGAGUUCCAGAACAAUUAGGCUAUGAGGUCAACCUGGAAUUGAUGGAGUAUUUGGAGAAGACACCCGAAACAGAUAUGCCUAGAUUUGUGAAACUGUUUAAGGAUUUCUAUGUGGCCUGUAGAGAGAGUCCAGAUUUUGAGUUUUCGGAUUUUAUGCAUUGGAUGGAGAAAGAGGAAAAUAUGAAAUGGGCCUUACUCACACCCGACGAUAGUAAGGAUUUCGUCUUCGAUUGGGCAACAAUUGCGGCUGGUUUUCGCAAAUAUGGCUUCAAUAAUAUUUUCCUAACAGAAACUACAGUUUAUCACGAUGUCAAUAGGUUUCAAACAUAUCUGGAUAUGCCCGACUAUAAUGAAAGCUUUUAUCGUUUAGAAGAAAAUAAAAUGAAGGAAUACAACGCAAUGAUUUCUCUGCCUGGUGGAACAAUGAAUUUCGAGGAGCUAUGGCAACUUCUUGGUCCAUUUGAAGAGAAACUACUAAGACUUAAAGUCGAGGAACAGGAAGGGGAAAAAAUUCUAAAAUUCCAUGAACUUCCCUAUCCAUGGAUGCAGAAUUAUCUCAGGGCUUUGAUGGCACCCCAGGUAAUUGAUCCCAAUAAGAAAAUAAGUAUUGACAAUAUGGCCUACAUGGAAGCUCUGAAUAAUUUACUGCAACAAUACGAUGCCAAAUUCCUGGCUCGUUAUGUGGAAAUACGCUUCUUGCAAAUUUCCCAUAAAUUGAUCAAAAGUUCCUCGGAACAUGUUCACAUGUUUCUGACAAGAAGUCUACUGCCCAUCGCUGCUGAAUGGAUCUAUGAACAGCUGCAUCCCGAAUUGCGAGACGAGAUACCGAAAAUUGAACAAAUGUUUGAAAAUGUGAUGAAGAAUGUCAACAAAUCUCUACACAUGGAUGAAGGUGGAAUUAUGCCCAAGGAGUUCUUUGAGCAACUGGAAAGCCUACACAUGAAAGUGGGUUAUUUACCCGAGGAAAAUCCCAAGGAUCUUUUGGAAUCUUAUUAUGCCGAUUUGCACUUGGAUCCGAAAAAUUAUUAUCACAAUUAUUUGAAAAUUUUGGAAUUCUAUUACAAAUUGGAGCGCAGCUACUUCGACUAUGAGAACUUUGCCAAGGAUAAGGAAUUUUUCUACAAAACUCCAAAAUAUGCCUACAGUUCCGAAGUUACGCCGCUGUAUGCUGUUUCGUUGAACCUUAUGAUUUUUCCCUUGGCCCUUUUCAGAGCACCCGUAUAUGAUGCACGCUUUGAGGAUAUUUUCAAGCAAAGUUCCUUGGCCACCCUGAUGGGUGUGAGCAUGUUCGAUGCCAUUGCUAAAAGUGAUGAUAUUCCCACUGAGCUCGUUCAACAAAUAUCGAGAACGAUAAGUCUGUAUGCCUCAUAUCAGGAAUUUUUCUCAUCCCUUACACCCGAAGAUAUCACACGCUAUCAACAGGUGUUCGGCCUCCGUUCACUGCAGGAACUCAAACGGAUGUUUUUCCUCAACGCAUUCCACUACACAUGCUAUAGAUAUUCUUAUGUUGCCAAGAAAUUUGUAAAUUUUGCUGUUACACAUUUGUCAGAUUUUGACGAGGCUUAUGAUUGUAAAGUGAAUGAAUAUUUGAAAAAGUUUUGA
Musca domestica (house fly) is the source of this 1818-nucleotide messenger RNA. RefSeq names its product endothelin-converting enzyme 1-like. The transcript has a single exon. Gene Ontology annotation, molecular function: metalloendopeptidase activity. Lineage: Eukaryota; Metazoa; Arthropoda; Insecta; Diptera; Muscidae. Bases 1 to 1818 code for a protein of 605 amino acids. The record is from RefSeq and is a predicted model, not a curated record. Gene Ontology annotation, cellular component: plasma membrane. Gene Ontology annotation, biological process: protein processing.